CGGUAGCCGUGCAAGGUCUGGGGCGGGGCUAGCGAUGAAUGGGCGUGGUCUCAGUGAGAGCGGCACGAGAGGCGCGGAUGAUAGACAUCAGUAACAGAAGCUUAUAAGGUGUGUUAUUAUAGCCGAUGCAUCGGAUUCCCGGGGGAGAUCACCUGCAGCGCUCAGCACCUGAGCAGGAAGUACAUCCAGCUGGAGACAGAUAUCACCGUGCAGCUGUCAGGAAUCCAUAUAUACCAGAUAAUGGGCGAUUUGUCCUGUGAAAAUGAGCUAGAGGAACUGAUGCACCAGAUUGACGUCAUGGUGAAUAGUAAGAAAGUGGAAUGGCAGAAGGAAGUCCUUGUGCUGGAACAGACGCUGGAAGAUCGGGAGCGGGAGCUGACGGAAGCCAGAAGUGCCUUGGGUCAAAAAGAUUGUGAGAUUGGGAUCCUCUCAAAAAAGCUGGAACAAGCAGAUGAAUCUAAAUUUGAAAUUGUCCAGAACAGUGAGAAAGAGCUUGAAUCACUGAAAACUCAGCUAUGUCAAUUAAAGAAGAAUUAUGAAAAGCUCCAUUACUAUCACGUACAAAGCCAGAAGAGUGACAGUAUUGUGGUUCCUGUGGACCAUGCGUGGAGUCAGUCCGAGCUACGCUGGUUGUCUCUGAAGCUGGAGGAAAAUAAAGGUCAAGCCAAACAGUGGGAGAAGCAACGGACGCUGUAUCAGAAUCAUUUAAAGACCUUAAAUGAACAGAGGAAAACACUAGCAGAAAAAUGUGAUUUUCUCCAGAAGCAGUCGCAAAGUUACCAGGAGCAGCUACGGAGCCGGACGCAGCUGCAGGACGCCGCAGUUACCAGUAACCAAAGUGAGAUCAGGAGAUUGCGGUUCCAGCUGGAGGCUUCACAGGACACCCUCAGCAGUGACGAGCUUGUCAUGGAAAGCCUAAAAUGUACUGUAAAAGAAAUCACAUUAAGCAGGGACUCUCUGAAAGCUGAAAACCAGCGGCUCUUACAGGAACUGCGGAAUUGUCAGAAGCGGUGCCAGAGAAUGGAGAGUGAACUGUCUGAAGCUACGAUUGAACUCCAGGCCCGUGAUGACCUCCUGAGGGCGGUGGAGUUGGAUCAGAGGCAGAUACACAAAGACAUGAAUCUCUAUCAGAAUUCACAAGGCAAUAAGCUCAGCUGCCCAGAGUCAGAUUUAUACACACAAAAACCGACAUCAAACAAAGAACAGAUUCAGAAGUGGGUGAGACGGUCUCCAUGUGACAGUCAGGCUGAAAAACACCCCUGUAAUAAAGAGGAGAAGAUCCCUGGGCUGGAGACUCUGAGGGCAGACAUCUCUGACCUGACUGCAAAGCUAAAUCAGAAAGAUGUCACUAUAGCAACCAUAAGCGAGAAGGUCUCUCGACUGGAGCGGGAGCUGGAAGGGAGAGAGCAGGAGACUGUGCACAGACAGGUGCUGAAGUCCGCAGCAGAAAUGAUCCCCUCAGACUCCUGUACUGCGCCCCCAGAGCAGGAAAGACUGGGGAAGUACUGUUCCAGCGUGCAGAACAUACAGCCCGAGGAGCCAGAGAGGAUGAAGGCUGAGCCCUGGCAGAGACAUGCCACCAGAGCACAGAGCCUACAGGAACAACACAGAUCUUUUAAUGAAGAAACCCAGAAUAAGAUCCUGAAUAAUAACACCAGUAAUAAUCUAACGUUUCUCAGUGAGUUUGAUGGAUGCGGCAGUGGCUGGGAUACGCCUGCUGGGAGCCUGUUAGUGAACCAGGAAUUUCUGGAAGCCAUCGCACAAAAUGGCUGCCAAUUUCCAGAGAUGGAUCUGACAGAUUUCUCUCUCGUUUUUGUUAGUGACCGGCAAAACGAAUCUACCACAGCUCCUGACCAGGAAGGAUCCUUCAUAUCGGCAGCGGAGCGAUUCCUGUGGGAGGAGAACCAGCGGGCCGGUGAUUUUGAAAAGAUCUUGAAUUCUCACAUUGAAGAACUGCACAGAAACUGCGAGCGCACUGUCAGCAAAUACACCUCGCACAGCCGGUACAUCGCCUCCUCCUGACACUACGGCAUUUCAUCACUUACGUCCAGGACUGUACAGAACAUAGCUUACAGCGGGUGCUUGCAGAGAUGUCGCUAACCUAGUAUUGGUUCUCUGACUUUAGAGGAAAAGUGUCUCACCUGCCGCCAUGUUAGCAGGAAAUGCCGGAAUUAGCCUGCAGCUGGAGCAUUUGUGCCUAUAUGCAGUGGUGCCAUAUUGUGGGCUGCACCUAUCUUGAUGAUAAUGCGAAUAAAUCGCUUGAGUCCAGCAAUAUCACUGCAUGGUUUCCAUGUAGACCGGUUAGCUGCACUCCUAUGGAUACUGGCCCCACCCACAAAAUGGCUUCCUCGCUUGCGCGUCGGUGACGGAUACACUUUAAAGCACAGUUUACUUAUAUAUAUUUACAAUUUUAAGAUGCCCCUCUCAUUGCUAAAAAAGAAAAUACAGCUGUCCUACUUUGAACUCACCAUAUCAUCCACUUGUCAAAAUAAAACACAUGACAUGCUGCUCCCAUUUAA
Pseudophryne corroboree (corroboree frog) is the source of this 2519-nucleotide messenger RNA. It is a transcript of the gene DEUP1, whose product is annotated as deuterosome assembly protein 1. NCBI's taxonomy places the organism in Eukaryota, Metazoa, Chordata, Amphibia, Anura, Myobatrachidae. The transcript has 13 exons. Gene Ontology annotation, biological process: de novo centriole assembly involved in multi-ciliated epithelial cell differentiation; centriole replication. Gene Ontology annotation, cellular component: centriole. The record is from RefSeq and is a predicted model, not a curated record. Bases 241 to 2022 code for a protein of 593 amino acids.